Molecule: messenger RNA, 1416 nt
Organism: Cornus florida
Lineage: Eukaryota; Viridiplantae; Streptophyta; Magnoliopsida; Cornales; Cornaceae
Exons: 1
Coding region: 1-1416 (471 amino acids)
Source: RefSeq, a predicted model, not a curated record
AUGGAUGAAGGCCAAGUUAUUAACAAAGCUCCUGGAUUUGAAGGUUCUAACUAUGACCCAUGGAAAACUAGAAUGGAAGCUUUUUUGAUGUCUCAAUCCUAUGAUGUGUGGCAUGCUGCUAUACAUGGUGUUGUUAUUCUGAAUCCUGAGAAUCCAACUACUAAAGAUAAGCUAGCUAUAGCUAAUGAUGGGAAGGCGAAACAUGUUCUUUUUUAUGCCUUAAAGCAACAGGAGUUUACAAGAGUUAAAAAUUGCAAAACAGCUAAGGAAAUGUGGGACUCUCUUCAAGCUGCUCAUGAAGGAAAUAAUGUUAUAAAAGAGAACAAGAUUCAACUCUUCAAGGUGCAAUAUGAAGUUUGUAAAAUGGAAGAAAGAGAGACAGUUGCAGAAUAUAUGUUCAGAAUUAAUGAUCUUGUGAACAACAUGAAAGCCCUUGGUGAAGACAUUAAAGAUUCUGAUGUAUGCAAGAAGAUUCUCAGGUCUCUUACUUCUAGAUACAAUGCUAAGGUUACUAUUCUCGAAGAUAGAGACUUAUCUAACAUGAAGAUUGAUGAACUUCAGGCUUCACUCACAGCUUAUGAGAUGAGAAUUGGUCAUCCAUCCCUACACAGAAGAGAAGCAGCUCUCAAGGCCAAAGAAGCUGUUGAUGAAGCGGAUUCUAAAUUUGAAGAUGAUCUUGAAGAUGAUGAAGUGGCUUACCUUACUAAGAAAUUUAGAAAAUUCAGGUUUAAGAAGAAGUCUCAGGUUCAAAAUCUUACCUGUUAUGGCUGUGGAAAACUUGGUCGUGUUGUGUCCAAUUGUCCUGUUUCUAAAGGACAGCCUCAGAAAAGGUUUAAAGAACCAAACAACAAGAAAAUAUUUGGAAGGAAAGCAUUGUUGUCUGAUUGGGAAACAACUCCAGAGGAAGAAACAGUUGAAGAAACUCAAGGAGAUGAAUGCUUGUUCAUGGCUAUUCUUGAAGCACCACAAGAUGCAAUUAAAGUUGAAGAAGACAGUGAUGUAGAGAUUGAGGAGAUUCUGGAAGAAUGUGAAAGACUUGCAGUGAAGUGUAAUCAACAGAAGUCUCAAAUUAGAAAGCUCAAUUCAGAACUGCUAAAGUCAAGACAAAUUCUCAUUAAGCACUUCAAACUAAAGUUAUCAACCCUGUGCUUAAUCUCUCUUAUCUUUCAAGGUUUGCUUAAGUCUCAGGUUAACACUCAGUGGUCUACUAAGAGGUGCAGAGAAGAAUUGUCUCUUAUACUUGAAGGAAGGUCUUUGAAGAUGGCUGAAAUUUGGAAGCAAUCUACCAAGCAAAUUGGGAAGACUGGAAUUGGUUAUGUGUGUGAUUCAGCAGCAAAGAUCAAACAAAAUCAGUUUGUUUUUGUUAAAGCUACAACAGGUGAAGUGUAUGCCAAGUUCCCUAUCAUAAAAACUUGA